Messenger RNA from Sinocyclocheilus rhinocerous, 2104 nucleotides. Its product is annotated as olfactomedin-like protein 2A. Gene Ontology annotation, biological process: signal transduction. Bases 1 to 1914 code for a protein of 637 amino acids. The transcript is spliced from 10 exons. The record is from RefSeq and is a predicted model, not a curated record. Lineage: Eukaryota; Metazoa; Chordata; Actinopteri; Cypriniformes; Cyprinidae.
AUGCAGAAAAUGAGAAUAGGUCUCGGAAAGGAUGCCAGGCAGUACCUCUCAAGCUCCAUCAGGACAAUGACCCUUCGCACCAAGUCUAAGGUCCAGAGAGCUCUGGACCAGGUUUUCAUCAAGAAUGUCUCUGACAACAACCCUUCGCUCAAGUCUGAGGUCCAGAGCACUCUGGAGCAGGUUUUCAUCAAGGAUGUCUCUGUACAUUGCUGCAUUCACCUUUCCCUCCAUCCUGAGGGAAAAACUGCUGCUGAAAAACAUCCCCACAGCAUGAUGGUGCCACCACCAUGCUUCACUGUAGGGAUGAGUCCUUCAGGUGCCUUUUACCAAGGAGUGGCUUCCGUCUGGCCACUCUACCAUACAGGCCUGAUUGGUGGAGUGCUGCAGAGAUGGUUGUUCUUCGGGAAGGUUCUCCUCUCCCCACAGAGAAAUGCUGGAGCUCUGUCAGAUGAUGUCAAUGAGUUUGUGAGGGACAGCGUAGUAAAUCUGUCCAAUCAGCUGAAACGCUACGAGAACUACUCUGACAUCAUGGUGAGCAUCAAGAAAGAGAUCUCCAGCCUGGGACUACAGCUGUUGCAGAAAGACGCAGCCUCUGACAGUAAAGCACAGGGCACAGAGAGUAAAAAGUCCAAGGAGGUCAUAAAAUCACCCAACAAGAAACCCCCAGCUGUCAAACCUCCACCCAAACAGCCUAAAGAGAAACCCAUCAAGCCCAAGAAAGAGGCUCCUGCCAAAGCAUCAAAACCUGUGAAGCCAGACCCCACCAGCAAAACCAAGACCUUAGUGCACCAGACGGGAGUCAUCAGGGGGAUCACAUACUAUAAAGCCUCCAAGACAGACAACUCUGAGUCACAUUCAGCGGGGAGAGGAGAGAGAGAAAACUCAGCCAAAACCCACGCUGGCCACCUAACCGAGGACAAAAGGGGCUCCAAGCUAGUUUUGGAAGAGUCUGAAAUAAUGUCGACUGUGCUGCCAAUAACAACCACUACGCUUGUUGCUGUGACAACAACAAGCACCACACUAGCAACCACCAGUGAAGUGCCUAUCAUGAAUUCAACCCUGUUUACACCAGCACCAGAGAAAGCAAUGGACAGUGGAGGAAAGACACACUUGCACAAAGCAGGUAAAUCUUUAGACUGUGAGGGCACACUGGCUUCAGUGGAGAUGCCAGAGAAGCAUCACAGUUAUGGACGGAAUGAAGGAGCCUGGAUGAAAGACCCAGUGGCCAAAGACAACAAGAUCUAUGUUACGAACUACUACUACGGAAAUAACCUGGUGGAGUUCCGCAACCUGGAAAAUUUCAAACAAGGUCGCUGGAGUAACCUCUACAAGCUUCCCUACAACUGGAUAGGAACCGGUCAUGUGGUCUACAACGGUACCUUCUAUUACAACAGAGCCUUCACCAAAAACAUCAUCAAAUAUGACUUGCGCGUGCGCUAUGUGGCAGCUUGGACUCAGCUUCAUGAUGCGGUGUAUGAGGACAUCACACCUUGGAAAUGGCGAGGACAUUCAGACAUCGAUUUCGCCGUAGACGAGAGUGGCCUCUGGGUGAUCUACCCAGCGCUGGAUUACGACUACUCGCAACACGAAGUCAUCGUCAUCAGUAAGCUGGACCCAAACGACCUGUCCAUGAAGAAGGAGACGACAUGGAGGACUGGGCUGAAGCGCAGCUCGUACGGAAACUGCUUCAUCGUGUGCGGCGUGCUGUAUGCAAUUGACGUGUACAACCAGAAAGAGGGUGAGAUUUUGUACGCCUACGAUACGCACACGAACACGGAGGCCGCUCCACGUUUGCCGUUCACUAAUGAGUACGCCUUUGUGACCCAAGUGGACUACAAUCCCAAAGAUAAGGUGCUGUAUGCCUGGGACAAUGGCCAUCAGAUGACCUACAAUAUUCACUUUGUGGGCCAGUGAAGUUUUGUCUAGAAUCUGACGCGGUGGCCGUCUUCUUUAAUUUGGCCUGGUGCAUAGGAAAAUACACCAUUUAUGGGAGCACAUUGCUUUCUUUAUUGGUAUGGUGAUUGAGAUAAAGUUUAAACUCUAUGGAAGCAGAAUAAAAAUAUAAAGAAGGUUAUUGUGAUGUUUUAUCUCACAAUUCUGACUU